Molecule: messenger RNA, 2691 nt
Organism: Boleophthalmus pectinirostris (great blue-spotted mudskipper)
Lineage: Eukaryota; Metazoa; Chordata; Actinopteri; Gobiiformes; Gobiidae
Product: carbonic anhydrase 1-like
Exons: 7
Coding region: 291-1067 (258 amino acids)
Biological process (GO): carbon dioxide transport
Cellular component (GO): cytoplasm
Molecular function (GO): zinc ion binding; carbonate dehydratase activity
Source: RefSeq, a predicted model, not a curated record
GCGUGAGUGCAAUGGAAGAAGAGGAGCCGUAUUGAUCUAUGGCGGGCUAUGCAGCAACGGUGCAGCUCAUCUAAACUCCUCCCGACCCCGUCAGAGCGCAGGGACCGUGCACAGUCAACGCCUCCAGUCCGAUAGUACCACGCGCGCGCGCGCAGACACGCACGCGGCCUGGACGGGGGGGACCCUAUAUAAGUGCUGCAGCUGUCAGGUGGAGGACACUGCCUGCCUUUGCGUAAGGGGAGCAAACACGUCAUUGGGAUUCCUGACUCAAAGACCCUCACACAGUAACCAUGUCUUGGGGAUACGCACCACAUAACGGGCCAGACAAAUGGGCCGAUAACUUUCCGAUCGCCAAUGGACCACGGCAGUCUCCCAUUGACAUCGUUCCUGAUGCGGCAUCCUACGACCCCGGCCUGAAACCCCUCAACAUUAAUUACGACCCAUCCACCUGCAUGGACAUCCUCAAUAACGGACAUUCCUUCCAAGUGACCUUCCUAGACGACACGGACAGCUCAACUCUUCGUGACGGGCCCAUCUCAGGAGUCUACAGGCUGAAGCAGUUUCACUUCCACUGGGGGGCCUCUGACGACAGGGGCUCUGAACACACAGUGGCUGGGACCAAGUUUCCUGCUGAGCUCCAUCUUGUGCACUGGAAUACCAAAUACCCAAACUUUGGGGAUGCCGCUAGUAAACCUGAUGGGCUUGCUGUGGUGGGCGUUUUCCUGAAGCCUGGAGAUGCCAACCCCAACCUCCAGAAAGUACUUGACUGUUUCGAUGCCAUCAAGGCCAAAGGCAAGCAGACCACCUUUCCUGGCUUCGACCCUUCCACACUCCUGCCCGGGUCUCUGGACUACUGGACGUACGACGGCUCUCUGACCACGCCCCCUCUGCUGGAAAGUGUCACCUGGAUCGUCUGCAAGGAACCAAUCAGCGUCAGCUCUGAGCAGAUGGCCCGAUUCCGUAGCCUGCUCUUCACGCCUGAAGGUGAGGCCGAGUGCUGCAUGGUGGACAACUACAGGCCUCCCCAGCCGCUCAAGGGCCGCUCCGUCCGCGCUUCCUUCAAGUAGUGCCCCGGCCCCUCCUCCAUCACGACCCCCAUUCUGCCCCAGUGCCCUCACCCUUCCCCCCUUUGCCCUUUGACAGUUGCAGUGAGCACACACCUCGCCCGUCCAUUCAAGUUCUUGCACUGAGAUUAAUUACUAAGGAGGGAGCAGUGGUCAUGUAAACCCUAUCACAUUUGAUCCAACCAAAAACAGUCAACUUAAUAUUGGGCUGUUGCAUAGUUUCAAGCCAUGUGAGACACCUAAGCUAAAAAUAGCAGGUUUGAUAAUGCAGCUUAAUGAUAGAACUGCAAAAAAGGCAUUAAAGACUCUUGCUGUUUAUCAAACAACCAGAAAAUGCUUGCUGAUAAGCUGUAUGCUUUAGACAUAUGGCACGUUUUAGAUAAGUAGCUUAGAUUUGUUGACAGGGUUUGAUUUUAUUCACUAUUUUUGUUUUGGGUGAAAUGUACUCAAAAAUCAUGAGUUAAUUUAAGUUGCGACACCAACUGCUAGAAAAAAAUCUUACUUCUCCUUUAAAGAAUUAACAUCUGCCAUCUAUGGAUUAUACAAUUUUGUGCCAAACUCUUAAGCCAUAACAAAAAGGCUUGCCGUUCCUUACAUUUUAAACCAAGAACAGUCGUGUAUAAUUUUAAAAGGUGCUUAGUCAUGAGGUAGCUUGGAGUAAAAAGCACAAGCAACCUGACUGGUGUGAUGGGACAGGACCGUAGUACAUAUGGCCAUCUGUGAAGCGCAGGGUACAGAUAAAAAGACCUCCGUCCUACUGUCCCUGCCCCUUCCACUCUGAGCGUAAUCUGUCCGAACGAGUGGCAGCGGCUUAGUAAAAUGUUCCGGACCACCCCCAUCUCCGCCAAACGAGUCCGAAAUCCCCCUCUGGCCUUUACACAUAACAUCACAGUAAAAGCACACACUAGUAUAGGCACUGACCUUCUUAUUGAUUCACAGAGUUCAUGAGGACAAUGGAUUGUGGUAGCCUCACACACCAGGACAAUGAUCGCUUUUUGUUGUAUGUAUGUCUAGGUGGAUUUUUUAAGUCUGAUGCAUGGUUUGGCUACAUUCCGUCAUGCAAUGAUUCAUUUAAAUACAAUAAUGUAAAAAAAAAAGAAAAAAAAAUCAUCUUAGCUAUUGAAAUCACAGCAACCUAUUGAUUAUAAUGGAAUGAAUGCAUUUUGUGGUGUACAUUUAGCCAAGCCUGCAGAGUAAAGUCUUAAGUCAUUCUGUACCAACAUGAAUAAUUUUGAUACCCUGAUAUGCAACAAUAUGAUUGAAUGAAACGGCAUUUUAAUAUUGUUACAAAUCAAGCAUGUGUUGAUGCUUUAAAUGCGCAAUCGUCAGGUAAGCUAUGCCAUAGACUGGUCAGCAAAAACAGCUAGACUGUAUAGCCAAGGAAGAACCCUGCCAACUGAAAAGUCCCUGCAGAAUCAUUAACAAACUUUGUCCGCGUUGUAAAGGGUCUCUGUCAGCGAAAAUGCAAAGAGUGGUUCAAAACUGCAGUAUGAAUUUACGUUCAGAUUGUAAUUAACUCAAAUGGAUUAUGGAAACGCCUUAUGCCAGUCACUUUUUCAACUCGUCCAGCACAAUGUUCUUGUUGUGGACUUUUUAGUAGUAAUAAAUAUAUUUUAUGAAAAAAUAA